Molecule: messenger RNA, 3351 nt
Organism: Hydractinia symbiolongicarpus
Lineage: Eukaryota; Metazoa; Cnidaria; Hydrozoa; Anthoathecata; Hydractiniidae
Product: sperm-associated antigen 1-like
Exons: 20
Coding region: 554-3265 (903 amino acids)
Cellular component (GO): cytosol; mitochondrion
Molecular function (GO): heat shock protein binding
Source: RefSeq, a predicted model, not a curated record
UAUUUAGGUCUUUCAGGUCAGCAGGGCAAAAAAUAUAAUUGAAACUUCAUAAUGAUUAUUGCUCUUUGAAAGAGAGGAGUAAGCUUUAUGUUUUAUGUUUUCGCAAAAUAAGUAAAUUUUGGACUAAUAAGCAGUAGUUUGUAAAUUGUUAAAAUACCAGGGCUUGAAUUGCUCUGAGCCUAUUAUAUUAUGCUUGUACAAGGCAAAAUAAUCUAUUUUUGCAUUAUGACAGUAUAACAAAAAUUGACAAUGGACGCACACUGUUGAUAGUAAAAAAAUUGAUAUGAGUGCUUUUUCCUAUCAUACAAUUUUGUUGUUUUUCCAGAAUUUCUUUGAUUUCAAUUACUGUUAUUCAUUAUUAAUAGAUGUGAACAAAGCAAAAUAUAUGUUUGACCCCUUCCUCCUACUUUUCUUUUUCAUCUUCCAAAAUUAAGAGGUUUCAAAUUUUUGGCACUAAAUUGCACAUCUUCAAUAUAUCAUUAUAUACAGUCUGUUAUGUUUAGAUCUUUUCUCAUCUCACUUUUUUUUAGAAAAACAAUAAAAACAAAAAGAAAUGACAAUGUUUGGAUUUUGUAAGAGUGCACCUGAUAUACCGAUCGAACAUUUAGAUUACAAAUAUAUUGAAACAUGCAAUGAUGUAAACAAACUCCAAAAGAUUUUACAAGUACUUAAAUCUGGCGAAGAAGGUCGCUAUCCAGAAUUAGAAAACUUUGCUGAGAAACGAUUAGCAAGCCAGAAGCCUGACAGUGUUCUUCUUGAGAAAUCUAAUCGAGAAAAAAUGAUUACUGAACUAGAGUUGGAGGAAAGACAGAAAAUCACAAACAAUCUUCAGAACAUGCAAUAUGACCAAUCCAAUGGAUUCAAGGAAGACAACUUGCCUCCAAUUCGUACAAGCAAAAAAAUUGGCCUCCAGGAACAAAAGCCAAAACAGCAAACAUCAAAUAAACAGGUUACACCCCGGAGUUAUGAUGAAUGGGCAAAAUUGGAUAAAGAAAUUGAAAACCAAGACCAAAGGGAAACUACUUCAAAAACAGUUAUAAAUGAAGCUAACCCUCCUGCUUACAAAUUGUUGGGAAAAGAAAACAUCAACCAACCUAAAGCGAAAUCUGCCGAUGAGCUAAACUACACUGCACAGAAUGAGAAAAAGAAAGGCAAUGAAGCGUUUAAUAGUGGUGAUUUUGAAGAGGCACUAGUCUAUUAUAAUCGCAGUUUAGAUAUCAUAGAAAAUCCAGCAGUAUACAACAAUCGAGCAAUAACAAAUAUCAAAUUAAAAAACUAUCCUCCAGCCCUGGCUGAUUGUAACACAGUUAUUCAAAGUGAACCAAAUAAUAUAAAAGCAUAUUUACGACGUGGUAUAGCAAAUCAAGCGCUACAAAAUUUGGAUGAUGCUUUUAAUGAUUUUACAAAAGUUUUAGAAUUAGAACCAGCUAAUAAACGUGGAAAGCAACUAUUAGAAGAAAUCACAGCUGCAAUAAGUAAGAAGAAAACAAAUCAGAAAAAAGGGAAAAGAUUAACUGUAGAAGAAAUUGAUAGUCAAGACUGUAUGUCCGAUAAAGUAACUGUAGAUACAAAUGUAAAUGACCCAAAACCUUCCACAAAGAAAGGUAAAAGAUUGAUCAUUGAAGAUAUAGACACAUCAGUAAGACAAGAGGGGAAUACAGUACCUGAAAAAACAAACAAUAAUAAGGAGGUACCGAACACCACAAAUUUAGUAUCCAAAGAUGAUAAACCUGUUGAGAAAACUUCAACAUCCAUUGUUGCACGCCCCAAAGAGCUCCCACCAGAUGUUGUUGAUUUGAAAAAUGAAGGAAAUGAUCUGUAUAAAGCUGGCCGAUACGUUGAAGCUAUGAAAGCAUACACCAGUGCUAUUCAUAUGCUAAUGGACGAUCAAAACGAUUUCAAGAAUGCUUUGGCUGUUUUAUUUAGCAGUCGGGCAAUGUGUGAAAUGAAAACUGGCCGAUGUCGUGAAUGCAUUCAUGAUUGUAAUAAAUCCUUGAAUUUUACUCCAACUGUCAAAGCAUAUUUAAGAAGAGCUGCAGCUUUCGAAACGAUUGAAAAAUAUCUGUCUGCUUAUUCGGAUUUUCAAGCCUGUCUUCAAAUAGAUGGAACAAAUACAACAGCAUUGCAGGGUAUAUCAAGGUUAAGUUCUGUUUUAAAAGCUGAACAUGGUUCAUCAUGGCGUGAAAAACUUCCGAAACUGUCCACAGUUAUACCAACAAUACAACCCACUAUCCAAACCAGCCAAACAAGUGAAAAGUUACCUAGCAAAGAAAGUCAACCACCUAAGAAUAACACUAACACUAAGAAAGCUGAAGAUGUUCCGAGUCAGAAGAGCAUUGAGGAGCAGUUUAAAGAGACUAAAGAAAAGGGAAACAAAUGCGUGCAACAGGGUAAAUUUGCAGAUGCUGUUCCCUACUACACAUCAUGCAUUCUUUUGCUACCUAAUGAAGUGCCAAGUUACACUAACAGAGCGUUAUGUUUUCUAAAACUCAAUGAACCAGUAAAAGCAAUAGAAGAUUGUGACAAAGCACUUCACCUUCAACCACAGAAUGUGAAAGCUUUAUUUAGAAGAGCACAAGCUAAUAAGACUUUGAAGCAAUAUAAAGAUGCAUUAAGUGAUUUCUCACUUGUGUUGAAGUGUGAACCCAACAACACGCUUGCAAAAAAAGAAGUGGAAGAGUGUAAACAGCUUUUUCGGGAAGAACUUUUAGAAAUUCAAGCUAGGAAUGAAGUGAAUAAACAAAAAAGCAAAAAGAUGAAGAUUGACGAAGUAACAUCAGACAUGACAAGCUCUUCUUCGAAGCCGUGUAAAAACAACACAAAAACUGGUAAAUGCACUACAUCUAAAAGUAAUCCAUCCAAACCACAAUCUACGAAGAAGAUGACUGGUUUCGAGUUUUUACAAGCAUGGAAUGGUAUUAAAUCUGAAAAAUCUACUGAUUAUGCAGAGCUACUGAAACAGGUUGAACCACAAAAAUUGCCAGAGUUGUUAUCAAAUAAACUUGAUGGAGAUAUCAUUAAAACGAUAAUUCGUACGGUUCACGAUCAUUUCGCAACAAAAGAACGGUACAAGUUUGGCAUCUCGAUUUUGAAAUACGUCAGCCGUACGUCACGUUUUGUUAUGAUGUUGAUGUUUCUUAGCACUGCCGACAAGACGCUAUUGAAGACCACUGUUGAUCUACUCGAAGUGAGGGUGAAACAAAAUGGCGAGAAAACACUUCAAAACGAUAUUAGCAAUAUCAGAGCAGUGUAUAAAUGCUCUUAAAUCUUCUUUUUUUUUACUCCUGUCACGGUUGUUGUUUUUUAAAAAGUUUUCGUGUAUGUAAAUUAUGAUUGUACAGCGGAUUGAUA